Hordeum vulgare subsp. vulgare (domesticated barley) is the source of this 2739-nucleotide messenger RNA. Its product is annotated as cell division control protein 48 homolog E-like. NCBI's taxonomy places the organism in Eukaryota, Viridiplantae, Streptophyta, Magnoliopsida, Poales, Poaceae. Gene Ontology annotation, cellular component: cytosol; nucleus; VCP-NPL4-UFD1 AAA ATPase complex. Gene Ontology annotation, molecular function: ATP hydrolysis activity; ATP binding; polyubiquitin modification-dependent protein binding. The transcript has 9 exons. Gene Ontology annotation, biological process: retrograde protein transport, ER to cytosol; autophagosome maturation; mitotic spindle disassembly. The record is from RefSeq and is a predicted model, not a curated record. The coding region runs from base 156 to 2609 and encodes 817 amino acids.
GGGGAAAUCCCAAACCCCUCUCGCAAGAAAGAGUCUUUAUAGCUAAACUAAUCCCCUCCGGCCUCAUCACUUCGCCUGCUGCCCAGCGACCCGGAGAGAGAGACGCAGGCGCCGAAACCUAGCGACGCCGCCGACGACCCCCGGAUCCGCCGGCCAUGGCGACCCCCAACCCGCCGCCCCAGCAGGGCGAGCCCUCCUCCUCCGCCGAUCCCAAGGCCAAGAAGGACUACUCGACGGCGAUCCUCGAGCGGAAGAAGAGCCCCAACCGCCUCGUCGUCGACGAGGCCACCAAUGACGACAACUCCGUCGUCGCCCUCCACCCCGACACCAUGGAGAGGCUCCAGCUCUUCCGCGGCGACACCGUCCUCCUCAAGGGUAAAAAGAGGAAAGACACAAUCUGCAUUGUUCUUGCUGAUGACACAUGUGAUGAGCCGAAGGUCAGAAUGAACAAAACCGUCAGGAAAAACUUGAGAGUGAGACUUGGUGAUGUGGUGUCUGUUCACCAAUGCCCUGAUGUCAAAUACGGGAAGCGUGUGCACAUACUUCCUAUUGAUGACACAGUUGAAGGGAUUACAGGAAACUUGUUUGACGCCUUCUUGAAACCAUAUUUCCUUGAAGCUUACCGUCCUUUGAGAAAGGGAGAUCUUUUCCUCGUGAGAGGUGGAAUGAGAAGUGUGGAGUUCAAAGUUAUAGAGACUGACCCAGCAGAGUAUUGCAUUGUUGCACCAGACACUGAGAUAUUCUGUGAUGGUGAGCCUGUUAAGAGGGAGGACGAGGAAAGGCUUGAUGAUGUUGGCUACGAUGAUGUUGGUGGAGUCAGGAAGCAAAUGGCCCAGAUCAGAGAACUGGUUGAACUCCCACUGCGUCACCCUCAACUUUUCAAGUCUAUUGGUGUGAAGCCUCCCAAGGGCAUACUGCUGUUUGGACCUCCUGGCUCUGGCAAGACUCUUAUUGCGAGGGCUGUUGCCAAUGAAACAGGCGCAUUCUUCUUUCUGAUUAAUGGCCCAGAAAUUAUGUCCAAGUUGGCAGGAGAAAGUGAGAGCAACCUCAGAAAGGCAUUUGAAGAAGCAGAGAAGAAUGCACCAUCAAUCAUCUUCAUUGAUGAGAUUGAUUCAAUAGCCCCAAAGAGAGAGAAGACCAAUGGAGAAGUUGAAAGGCGUAUUGUUUCUCAGCUGUUGACUCUUAUGGACGGUCUUAAAUCCCGUGCACAUGUUAUUGUUAUGGGUGCUACAAACCGCCCAAACAGUAUUGAUCCUGCUCUCAGAAGAUUUGGUAGGUUUGAUCGUGAGAUUGACAUUGGAGUCCCUGAUGAAGUUGGGCGCCUUGAAGUUCUCAGGAUUCACACCAAAAACAUGAAGUUGGCUGAAGAUGUUGAACUGGAACACAUUUCACGAGACACCCAUGGUUAUGUUGGUGCUGAUCUUGCUGCUCUUUGUACCGAGGCUGCUCUCCAGUGCAUUCGUGAGAAGAUGGACAUUAUAGAUCUUGAGGAUGAGACCAUAGAUGCUGAGAUACUGAAUUCCAUGGCUGUUACAAACGACCAUUUCAAGACUGCACUAACAACAAGCAACCCAUCUGCUCUCCGUGAAACUGUUGUUGAAGUUCCCAAUGUCUCUUGGGAAGAUAUUGGUGGUCUGGAAAAUGUCAAACGGGAGCUGCAGGAGACUGUCCAGUACCCUGUGGAGCAUCCAGAGAAAUUCGAGAAGUUUGGCAUGUCCCCUUCCAAAGGUGUUCUGUUCUAUGGCCCUCCUGGAUGUGGUAAAACCUUGUUGGCCAAGGCAAUUGCAAAUGAGUGCCAGGCUAACUUCAUCAGUAUCAAGGGACCUGAGCUGCUUACCAUGUGGUUUGGUGAGAGUGAGGCUAAUGUGCGUGAGAUCUUUGACAAGGCUAGGGGGUCAGCACCAUGUGUCCUCUUCUUUGAUGAGCUUGACUCUAUUGCUACCCAGAGAGGAAGCAGUGUUGGGGAUGCUGGAGGUGCCGCUGAUAGAGUGCUGAACCAGCUGCUGACUGAGAUGGAUGGCAUGAACGCCAAGAAGACUGUCUUCAUCAUUGGUGCUACCAACAGGCCAGACAUCAUCGACCCUGCCCUUCUUAGGCCAGGGCGUCUUGAUCAGCUUAUCUACAUCCCUCUUCCUGAUGUCGACUCGAGGCACCAGAUCUUCAAAGCUUGCCUCAGGAAGUCUCCUUUGGCCAAGGAUAUUGAUCUCAGUGCUCUGGCCAAGUACACCCAAGGAUUCAGCGGUGCUGAUAUCACCGAAAUUUGCCAGCGUGCUUGCAAGUACGCCAUCAGGGAGAACAUUGAGAAGGACAUCGAGAGGGAGAGGCGGAGGAAGGACAACCCCGAAGCAAUGGAGGAGGAUGAGGUGGACGAGGUGGCUGAGAUCAGAGCUGCCCACUUCGAGGAGUCGAUGAAGUAUGCCCGCCGGAGUGUGAGCGACGCCGACAUCCGCAAGUACCAGGCCUUUGCCCAGACUCUGCAGCAGUCCCGUGGAUUCGGCAGCGAGUUCCGGUUCCCUGAUCAGCCGGCCGCGGGCACCGCCUCCGCCGCUGCUGCCGAUCCUUUUGCAUCCGCUGCAGCAGCAGCUGAAGAUGACGACUUAUAUAGCUAAAUCCUCCUCGUUGUUGUGGCCUUAACUUACCCGUGAUUUCCUUCGUAUACUGUUAUGUUUUGCUCUGGUAUGCAAGACACGGUCAAACUAUGUACUUAAAAUUAUUAUUGGGAUGCACUGAUAUUCGUUA